GGCCCCACAGGCUUAUGGGAAAUGUAGUCUCAAAGACCUGAUGGCCCACUCCUCGAAGGACCCUGGGACAGCAAGCAGUCCCUACAUCUGCGCAUGUGCACGGCUGCGAGCGCGCCGGUGGCCGCCCUUCCCCCACCGCUACCCGUGAGUGGGUCACUGGGCCCCGGUUUUCGGGCUUCUUCGCUGUCCCGCGCUGCGACAGUGCCUGACACUGAGGCACGAAUAGAGACUGCCCUUCUAGGUCUGCUUUCAUAUCUGUGCCUUUACCCAGCAGCUGCAGAAAAUGAACAAAUACCAGGGGUCAGUCUCAUUCACGGAUGUGACUGUGGACUUCACCCAGGAGGAGUGGGAGCAGUUGGACCCCUCGCAGAGGAUCCUGUACAUGGACGUGAUGCUGGAGAACUACAGCAACUUACUGUCAGUGGAGGUGUGGAAGGCUGAUGACCAGAUGGAGAGGGAGCAUGGCGACCCCGAGGAGCAGGCUCGGCCGUUUAUAGUCUUUAAGAGCCAAACCACCAUGGAGGAAAGAAGUGAUCUCUUUGGAAAACCGUUCCAUCUAAACACAGACUUUGUUUCUUUGAGACAAGUACCGUAUAAAUUUGAUUUAUAUGAAAAAACUUUGAAAUAUAGCUCAGACCUACUUAGUAGUAACAGCUAUAUAAGAAAGCAAGCUGAUGAGUAUGAUGGGUUUGGAAAAGCACUUCUCUACCUAAAGCAAGAGAAAACCCAUCCUGGGAUGGAGUACGUUGGCUAUAACAAGAGUGGGAAAGCCUUUGGCCAUAAAGACACCAUUUUUAAACAUCAGAAAAUUAGAAAUUUGGUACAGCCUUUCAUUUGUAACUACUGUGACAAGACUUUCUCCUUCAAGUCACUCCUUGUUAGUCAUAAGAGAAUACACACUGGAGAAAAACCUUAUGAAUGUAAUGUGUGUAAGAAAACCUUCUCCCACAAGGCAAACCUCAUCAAGCAUCAGAGAAUUCAUACCGGGGAGAAACCCUUUGAAUGCCUUGAAUGUGGGAAAGCUUUCACCCACCAGUCCAACCUCAUCGUGCACCAGAGAGCACACAUGGAGAAGAAGCCGUAUGAAUGCGGUGAGUGCGGCAAGACGUUUGCCCAGAAGUUUGAACUUACCACACACCAGAGAAUUCAUACAGGGGAACGACCUUACGAGUGUAAUGAAUGUGCAAAAAGCUUCUUCAAGAAAUCAAACCUCAUCAUACAUCAGAAAAUUCACACAGGGGAGAAACGGUACGAGUGCAGUGAAUGUGGGAAGUCCUUUAUCCAGAACUCACAGCUCAUUAUCCACAUGAGAACUCACACCGGGGAGAAGCCCUACGAGUGCACGGAAUGCGGCAAAACAUUCAGCCAGCGGUCGACUCUUAGACUACACUUGCGAAUCCACACGGGAGAGAAACCAUAUGCGUGUUCUCAGUGUGGGAAGGCCUUCAGCAGGAAGUCCCGACUCAGUGUCCACCUUAGAGUUCACAUAGGUGACAAACCCUGAGACCACAGCCAGGUUGGCCUGUGUGGAACCCUCCCUGUCGGGGAGAGACCUCCUAAGGUACUGCCGAGCAUGGAAUUCAUACUGAUACAAUCUACAGACUCGAAAACAUGUAAAACAUAGGGUCCCCUAAGAAUAAUAAUGGAUAUACUGAGCGUUAGGUGUGAUACUCAACUAAAGAAUACAUAUCAGAACAUAUUCAAGUGUAAAUAGACAUAAUUAACGGUAUUACAUUGAGCUUUUUAAAUCUGAAAUCAAUUAUUCAAGAAUGAAAUAUUGUGGGAAGUAGCAGGAAAGGUCUACAGACAGUACCUAGGAAUUCAGUGGUUGUGUGUGUUAUUAUACCACAAAAAAAACCCACACACAAAAAUACACUUUAGAUCUACACAUGUAAAUUUAACAAAGUCCCUGGAAGUUUGAAAUUCUUGUCCUCUGCAAUAAUUAGGACACAUCAAACAAGAUUGUCCAUAUUAAAUGUCACAUGUGUGUUUUCAGCAUCUUUGCAACUCAGUACACAUUCCAAAGGAAAUACGGGACGGAUUUUAAAGUAGCAUGUAGCAUGUUGUCUCCCACUGCCUGCCUGCGUGUGUGAGUUGGUGUGAUCAUUGUUACUGAGCAGCCUCCUGGUGAACAGAAGGCAGUGUUGAAGUUUUAACCUGCUUCUGGACUUGCUGAAGACUUUCUAGGCGCGUUAUAUAUGCAAACAUGAGGUAAUUAGGAAGGCGGUGUGGAGACUACGGGAAGGCAGCCGUGGGCUGUGCUUCUCAGUGUGCACCAGAGAACAGAAAGGGGCUGGAGAGCAGAGCCCCGUCCGUCGUGCUGUUCAUUGGGGUGUUUACACACAAAUGCGUGCCGUUACCAAAAUGGUGUAUAAUCCAGAAACCACCUGUGUUUCCCUAGUUUCUCUUACUAUUUUAUGAAUUAUCUUGUAAAAAAUGGUAGGAUGUAUACAUAGUGCUCAAAUGUUAGUUACCUUUCAGAGACUUUAAGGGAAAAAUAAUUUAUUUUAAGACACUCACGUCUCAUUGCUUUUUAAAGUUUCCGUGUGCAUAGCCCACCGUGGAAACAGUUUUUGCAGUCAUCCGAGUAGGGGGGCAUUUCUACUUCUUGAGCUUCACUGUCAUCAACCUAAAGCAUUUGCCUUCGGAAUCUGACUUGCUGUAAGUCAUGCCUUUACUUUAAGAGUUCGCAAACACUUCUAUAAAUUAGACCUGUUCAGUGGUCUCCCCAUAUAUGUUUAACUACAAAAAUUUAUCUUUCUUUGUGUAACUGAAAGAUACACCAUUUGAGGCUUGGUUUUAGAUUCACAAUUUCUUUAUUUUCCUGUCAAUGACAAAUCAUGCCUUAGAAUUGUAAGUGUAGAUACAUUUACAAUUGUAAAUGUAUAUAGAAAAGGCUAUAACUGGCUUUUUAAAACUAGUUUUUGAAGAUCAGACAGGCUGUAACUACAUAUGAAUGUGACUUUCUGAACAAAUGUACUAGAACAUCCGUAGUCCAGUAAGUGUUUAAGUUGUCCCAUUUUAUCUGCCGACAGUGAGGAAGCAGGGGGCAGAUGGGUGUCACUCUGGUAGAACGCACGUUGUGACGGGCCCCUUGGAAAUCACUGUGACUGCCUUUUCACAUUAAGAAUCGGCAUAGUCUUCAACCCAGCAGUGUCAUUUUGGGAAACCUAUCCCUAAGGGGAAAAAGUGCCAGUACUUAAGGUUAUGUGUGUCAAUGUAUAUUGUAUUUUUGGGUAAGGGCAAAGGGAAACAGUGUAAAUGACCAUCGUUAGGGGUAGGGGAGCGAUGAAACUGCGGUACCGACAGACCAUGGCUGAUGGUGUUUCAGAGUAACAGUGUGGAGGAGCAACACCUCCAGGUCGGAUAAUGAAAAAGAAAGAAUAUAUACCAAACUUUGUAAAAUAAAGACCUAAGAACCGUGUGUGUGCGUGUGUAUGACUUUAGGAGC
Molecule: messenger RNA, 3451 nt
Organism: Artibeus jamaicensis (Jamaican fruit-eating bat)
Lineage: Eukaryota; Metazoa; Chordata; Mammalia; Chiroptera; Phyllostomidae
Gene: ZFP1
Product: ZFP1 zinc finger protein
Exons: 4
Coding region: 284-1504 (406 amino acids)
Biological process (GO): central nervous system development; positive regulation of reciprocal meiotic recombination; negative regulation of transcription by RNA polymerase II
Cellular component (GO): nucleus
Molecular function (GO): RNA polymerase II cis-regulatory region sequence-specific DNA binding; histone H3K4 methyltransferase activity; DNA-binding transcription repressor activity, RNA polymerase II-specific
Source: RefSeq, a predicted model, not a curated record